Salvelinus namaycush (lake trout) is the source of this 1491-nucleotide messenger RNA. RefSeq names its product acid-sensing ion channel 1-like. The record is from RefSeq and is a predicted model, not a curated record. NCBI's taxonomy places the organism in Eukaryota, Metazoa, Chordata, Actinopteri, Salmoniformes, Salmonidae. The coding region runs from base 1 to 1491 and encodes 496 amino acids. Gene Ontology annotation, cellular component: membrane. Gene Ontology annotation, biological process: sodium ion transmembrane transport. The transcript has 10 exons.
AUGGAACUCAAAGUAGAAUCCGAAGAAAUGGACUGCAACCAGCCACCCCCAGUUGAGGCUUUUGCGCAAAACUCAACGCUGCACGGAAUUUCGCACAUUUUCACCUAUGAGAGGGUCUGCAUCAAGCGCUGUCUAUGGGUCGUGUUCUUCCUGGGCUCCUUGACUUUCUUACUGUUUGGGUGCGUGGACCGAAUACACUUCUACCUGGAGUACCCACACGUCACCAAACUGGACGAGAUCUCGACCCCGGUGAUGGUGUUCCCCGCUGUCACGUUCUGCAACCUCAACUCGUUCCGCUUCAGUCGCGUGACGCGCAAUGACCUGUACCACGCAGGGGAGCUGCUAGCGCUGCUCAACCAGAGGUAUGAGAUCAGGGACACCCAUUUGGUGGAGGAAAGUGUUCUGGAGACCCUGAAGGUCAAAGCUGACUUCCACAACUUCAAGCCCCGCCCCUUCAAUAUGCGUGAGUUCUACGACCGCACAGGACAUGACAUCAAGGAAAUACUGCUGGCGUGUCACUUCCGGGGUGCCGAGUGCAGAGCCGAGGACUUCCAAGUGGUCUUCACUCGCUAUGGGAAGUGUUACACGUUCAACGCAGGAGGCGAGGGCCGCACCCCUCUCAUAACUACCAAGGGAGGGAUGGGGAACGGUCUGGAGCUCAUGCUGGACAUUCAGCAAGAUGAGUACCUCCCUGUGUGGGGAGAGACAGAUGAGACCUCAUUUGAAGCUGGGAUCAAAGUUCAGAUCCACAAUCAGGAGGAGCCACCCUUCAUCGACCAGCUGGGCUUCGGAGUGGCACCUGGGUUCCAGACCUUUGUCUCCUGCCAGGAACAACGGCUGAUAUAUUUGCCCCCACCCUGGGGGGACUGUAAGGUGACAUGGAUGGACUCAGAAUUCUUUGAAACGUACAGCAUCACCGCCUGCCGUAUCGACUGUGAGACGCGCUACCUGGUGGAGAACUGUAACUGCCGCAUGGUGCACAUGCCUGGAGAUGCCCCAUACUGCACCCCUGAGCUGUACAAAGAGUGUGCUGAUCCAGCUCUUGACUUCCUGGUGGAGAGAGACAAUGAUUUUUGUGUGUGUGAGACGCCAUGCAACAUGACCAGAUACAGCAAGGAGCUGUCCUUCGUCAAGAUCCCCAGCAAGGCCUCUGCCAAGUAUCUGGCCAAAAAAUACAACAAGUCAGAGCAGUACAUAGCUGACAAUAUCCUGGUUCUGGACAUCUUCUUUGAGGCUCUAAACUAUGAGACGAUCGAACAGAAGAAAGCCUAUGAAGUAGCAGGACUUUUAGGUGAUAUUGGUGGUCAGAUGGGUCUUUUCAUUGGAGCCAGUAUCCUUACUAUUCUGGAGCUGUUUGACUAUAUCUAUGAGGUGAUAAAGUACAAGCUCUGUAGAUGCUCAGAGAAGAAACACAAGCACAGCAACAACAACGACCAGGGAGCUGUUCUGAGCCUGGACGAUGUGAAAUGUCACGUCAGUAACUUUCACUAA